This is a messenger RNA of Nematolebias whitei (Rio pearlfish), 3019 nucleotides long. Its product is annotated as choline transporter-like protein 2. Gene Ontology annotation, biological process: transmembrane transport; choline transport. NCBI's taxonomy places the organism in Eukaryota, Metazoa, Chordata, Actinopteri, Cyprinodontiformes, Rivulidae. The record is from RefSeq and is a predicted model, not a curated record. Bases 158 to 2671 code for a protein of 837 amino acids. The transcript is spliced from 22 exons. Gene Ontology annotation, cellular component: membrane. Gene Ontology annotation, molecular function: choline transmembrane transporter activity.
UCUUCUUCUUCGGCGCUUCUGUAGCAGCAGAGAUAUCUACUUGGUCUGUUGGGCUCUCGGUUUUGGUGUUGAUAGGGGCUCUCCGCCUCGACAUUUCCAUGAUAACUGAGCUGUCUACGGUUUGAUCAGCCGCGAGGAGCCGAGCAGGAACGCGAGAAUGGAGCUGGAGGAGAAAAACCCGGACCCUAAACACGGGGAGCCCAGGAAGUUUGACCCAAAUUUUAAAGGACCAAUCCAGAACAGAGGUUGCACAGAUAUCUUCUGCUGCAUUCUCUUCAUUAUCUUCUUGUUGGGGUAUUUUGCUGUUGGCAUCCUCGCCUGGUCUCAGGGUGACCCCAAAAAGGUGAUUUAUCCCACAGACAGCAGAGGACAGUUCUGUGGACAGUCAGGGACACCACUGGAGAAGAAACCUCUUCUUUUCUACUUCAACAUCCUGAAAUGUGCCAGUCCUCUGGUGCUGCUGGAGUUCCAGUGUCCCACCACACAGAUAUGUGUGGAGAAGUGUCCCGACAGGUACCUCACUUUGAUUAAAGCCAAGUUAGGGACAGCUGAAGACCAGGCAUACUACUCAAGAUACUGCAAGGAGGGGGUGGACUUCAGCAAAAGUGCUCCAGACAUCCUGAAGGAUGGCCUGUGUCCUGCCAUGUUGUUUCCCAGCAAAGCUUUCACGCGCCGCUGCCUCCCUGCCCUGGAGAAGAUUAAAGGUGGGGUGGUCGUGGUGGGCAACGAGACCACCUUUGUUGACGGCAACAAUAGAGUCAACGCCUCCGAUCUGCUGGAAGCAUCAAAGAAAUCAAACGUCGCUUUAGAAGCGCGUCAGGUGGCCAUGAGAAUCUUUGAGGACUACACUCAGUCCUGGCACUGGAUCUUAAUGGGUCUGGUGAUCGCCAUGGUGGUCAGCUUGAUCUUCAUCGUCCUGCUGCGAUACUUGGCGGGCAUCAUGGUCUGGAUCAUGGUCGUUCUGGUUAUUCUCGUCAUUGGAUACGGGAUUUUCCACUGCUACAUGGAGUACGCCGCGCUGAAAGGAGAGCCCGGCGCCGACGUCACCAUCCGUGAUCUGGGCCUACAGACGGACUUCUCUGUGUACCUGCAGAUCAGACAGACCUGGCUGGCCUUCAUGAUUAUCCUGGCUAUCGUGGAGUUCAUCAUCAUCCUGCUGCUCAUCUUCCUCAGGAAAAGAAUCCUGAUUGCCAUCGCUCUCAUCAAAGAGGCCAGCAGAGCGGUCGGCCAUGUUAUGUCGGCGCUGUUCUACCCUCUGCUGACCUUCGCCCUCCUGGCUGUGGUGAUCGCUUACUGGGCCAUCACUGCUGUGUUCCUGUCCACGUCUAACGAGCAGAUCUACAAAGUGUUCAACAACUCCGACUGCCCGUUCGCUCGGGAAACCUGCGACCCCCAGACAUUCAACACCUCAAACAUUUCGGCUCAGUGUCCGGACGCCUUGUGCCUGUUUGCUUUUUAUGGUGGCGAGACGGUCUACCACAGAUACCUCAUCGUGUUCCAGUUCUACAACGUCUUCCUCUUCUUCUGGUGUGCCAACUUUGUGACGGCUCUGGGCCAGGUUACUCUGUCGGGGGCGUUUGCAUCUUAUUACUGGGCCUUUAAAAAGCCGGAUGAUAUCCCAGCUUUCCCCAUCUUCUCUUCUCUGGGACGGGCUCUCAGAUACCACACAGGCUCCCUGGCUUUUGGCUCCCUAAUCCUGUCUUUGGUCCAGGUCAUCCGGGUCUUUCUGGAGUACCUGGAUCACAAGUUAAAAGGCGCUCAGAACAAGUUUGCCAAAUUUCUGCUCAGCUGCAUGAAGUGCUGCUUCUGGUGUCUAGAGAAAUGCAUCAAAUUCCUGAACAGGAACGCCUACAUCAUGAUUGCAAUUUAUGGGAAAAAUUUCUGCACUUCAGCCCGAGACGCCUUCUUCCUUCUCAUGAGGAACAUCGUUAGAGUGGCUGUUUUAGAUAAAGUUACUGACUUCCUGCUGUUUCUUGGGAAGCUCCUCAUUGUGGGAAUUGUGGGAAUUUUCUCUUUCUUCUUCUUCUCUGGGAGAAUCAAAGCUGUGGAGAGUGCUGCACCAUCCCUCAACUAUUACUGGGUGCCCAUUCUGACAGUGGUGGUGGGAGCCUACCUGAUUGCCCAUGGCUUCUUCAGCGUGUACGCCAUGUGCGUGGACACCCUGUUCCUGUGUUUCUGUGAAGACUUGGAAAGGAAUGACGGCUCAUCUGAGAGGCCUUACUUCAUGUCUCCCGAGCUGCACGAGAUCCUCUCCAAAGCGCAGAAGGUGGAGGACCUGUGCGACGGCACCGAGCCAGUGGACGCUUUGAAGCCAGAGGGGGAGGUCAAGUUGGAGGAGGAAAUGCCUCUUCAGCAGCAGCAAGAUGGAGAGGUCCAGCUGAAACAGGAAGCCAUGCUCAAGCAGGAGAACGAGGAGAAACAGCCACUGCAGUCCAAAACGGACGACGACGAGUCAAGAGAGGAGGAGACGGAGGAGCAGAAAGUCAGUCAGGGAGGUGAGACUGAGACGAAGGAGGAGCCAGACAAGAAAGAAGCGUCAGGAAAGCAGGAGUUGAAAACAGAGGAGGUUUCUGCUGUAGCUGGGGAGGCGGAGAAAGAGAAGACGGGGGAAAAGGAAGAAGAAAAACCGGAGUCUAAGGAUGACGUUGUCUCAUCUGCACCACAGGAGUAGAUGUUUUUCAAGCAAAUGAGGCUCGGUAAACCUCAUAAAGCAUUUAAAGAAUGAAAGAUGUGUACUUACAGCUCUGUGAUUUGGACCUAUUAAAUGUCUAAAGCUUCAAGCUCAAAACUUCAGACGGUUUUGCAAGUGUGAGCGGGUUGACGUCCACCUGGAGAAGGUUGCUUUCAGAGGACAGGUGGUAUCUCACUGUUGGAGACUAGCUGGCAACUCAGAGUUGAAGGAAAACGUGAAUCUUUUGUUGCGGUUUCUGAACUCAGAGUGAUUUUUGAGGCCGUUUCUGAAAAUCACAGCUAGGCCUGUCACGAUAACAAAUUUUGCUGGGUGAUUAAUUGUCUCAGA